Molecule: messenger RNA, 1029 nt
Organism: Indicator indicator
Lineage: Eukaryota; Metazoa; Chordata; Aves; Piciformes; Indicatoridae
Product: regulator of cell cycle RGCC-like
Exons: 5
Coding region: 167-472 (101 amino acids)
Biological process (GO): regulation of cell cycle
Cellular component (GO): cytoplasm
Molecular function (GO): protein kinase binding; protein kinase activator activity
Source: RefSeq, a predicted model, not a curated record
GAGCCCGUUGAGCCAAGCUGAGCCGUGCCGUGCCCACCCGACCCGAUCUUACCCUAUCCUACCCUACCCUACUCUACUCUACCCUACCCGCUCCGAGCUCAGCCGAACCGAGCCGGUCCGUGCAGCGCCGAGCCGUGCCAAGCCAAGCCGAGCCGUGCCUGUCGCCAUGGCCGAUGAGCUCGGUGACCUGCUGCGAGAGUUUGAGGAGGUGAUGGAGGACUUUGAGAGGGGCCCUGCGUGUCAGUAUGAGCAGCACCUGGAGGAGCUGAAGAAGAAAGCAGGUCACAGUGUCUACGACAGUGGCAUCGACGAGCUGGAGAGUACCAGCACAUCCCCAGGCAGCAGUCUCAACUCCAGUGAAGAGGACCUCAACACCCCUGCCAAUGCCUACCCCACCAAAGCCAAGCUUGGAGACACGCAGGAGCUGGAGGAGUUCAUUGCAGACCUGGAUAAAGUCCUGGAGGAGAUGUGAGAGGUGUUCCUGGUGGGGAGCUUGCAGAGGAGGACCCACAGCAGACCAGCCCCGUGCCAACCCGCUGCACCUUCUGCUUCUGCAUCCCUGCCACCCUGCGUGGGUGACAGCUCUGCCUGUGCCACCCUGCGUGGGUGACAGCCCUCCUGUGCCACCCUGCUCCACAGCAGGGAUGGGGCCAGCAGUGGGGUGGCCAACAGGACUGUGAUGGUGGCCAGACCUCGCUCUGCUCCAGGACUCUGCCAGCAUGAGAUGGGACAAUGCCCAGCACUGUGCCAGCUCCCAAGAGGGAAAACUGGCUCAAUCCCAAGCCAAACCAUUUCUUGUGGAGGGCACCAGGCUCACUGCACUCACUGAGUGGGUUUUGGGGGGCAGGGGUCUGUGCCACUGGUGAAGCCCCAGCUCUGGGUGGUUUGAGGGAAGAUCAGCAAGACCUUGGUGUCCUCUCCUGGGUCGGUAAAACCUCUUCCCUCCCUGCAGGGGGUGCCAACUGCUGCUGCCCCUGCUUGGCAUGGGAAGCCUCAGAUUUGGCACCCCCAGCACCCCUAAAUCUGCUG